UGGCCGAAAAAAACGGCGCCCGCGGCCAAAAAAGAAUUUUUAAAGCCGCUGCAGAAAACUUCUCUGCCUCUGUUUGAUGACGUACCGCCGGAAAUUGACAUCAAACCGGAAGCAAGGAAAAAACCUGUUGGUGGAGUUCAAUUGUUCGGAUCUUCCAAAGUGAUGAACGAUUUUUUGAAGAACAGAAGGCAGAGUUCCACUGAAGAAUCUGGGUCUGAAAGAGAAGAAAAAACUGAACCCAAAACUGAAGAAAAUCUUGUAGAAAAAAUCAGUCUUUUUGGAGAUGAUGCGGGAGAAAAUUCGCCUCAAAAAACCUCCCUAUUCGACGAUGAUCUCUUCGAUAGCGAUUUGUUCUCCAACGUAACCUCUAAGAAAUUCACUUCAUCGCUUUUUGAUGAUGAUGAUGAUGAUUGUGACACAUUCUCGGACAAUUUGGUGAAAAAAAAUCCAAAGGUCGACCUUUUUAGUGCUCUACUGGAAGAAGAAGCUGAAAAAGUUAAAAAAACAUCACCCACAAGCAAAGUAGCGGUGAAUUUGGAAAGAGCUAAUCCUGAUAUUGCCGCGGUAGAAGAUUUAGCGGUUACAGUGGAAAGUUCGGGUGAUGUAAUGGACAGACAGGUUAUUGGUGCGGAAAAACCAACCAAAACUAAUAAAUCCAUUAGUUUGUUCGAUGAUGAGCCACCAAGCGACGAUGAUCUAUUCAAAAUCGAUAACCAUUCCAAUAUAUCGGAGAGCUUGAAGAAGUCCUUGUUGUUCAACGACGAUGACGAAUUUUUAUUCUCAAAACAAGAUUCCAAUGAUGGGGAUGAAAUACCGGAUAUAGAAGUAGAAACGGCAACGCCGCAAAUAAAAACUCAAAAAUCUAGAGCGAGUUUGUUUGAUACCUCGCCUCCUGAAGAUGAUGACGAUGCCUGGGAUACAACAGAUAACGUGUUUGAUUACCAGGAUCGCGAAGGCUACGGUGCAGACUACCAGCAACAGCAACACCGCACCGAAUCGGUCAGUUUAUUUGACAGCGAGCCCCCAUCUCUAGUCACCGCAGCCAACGAAACGAGCGGCAUCAUCGCAGACUGCAACGCGACUCGAAGUGACCUAGACGCUGAUUCGUUCAACCCUUACGCGUCUUCAUCGAGAAGAUUGUCUUCUGACAUUUUCAACGAUCAGCAGUCUAACGACAGUUUUUUGGUGACGAAAAAUAAAUCCGAAAUACCUACGAUGGAAAGUAUAGCUGAAACGUCCAUUAAAAAUGGUGGUGAUGCAUCUAAUAAAGAGGAUAGCGAAUCGAACGUUGAUAUUACGCCUAGCGGAGAUGUGGAAGACUUCAAUUCAACAGAGGAAGAGACUCCCAAACUCAAACCCAAAAAAACGGAAAACCCCACAUCCGAAAAAGAUAAACUCGACGAUAAAAGGCAGAUGGAGGGCACAGAUAAGGCCGAUAUCAGAUCCGAUAAAAUCGGGCCACAAAAUUCCGAAUCGAAAAUUUCCGCAGCGAAAGACAGACUCGACAAGCUGAACAGCAAACGGGGACUGCGACCCGCAUCAUCAAAACGAAGCAAAUCGGAAAAAGACAUGAACGUGGCCGCACUCAAGGAGAAACUGCAAAACAGUGUCAAGCCACCGGUAGUCCAGAUGAGGGACAAAACUAGCACCACUUCUCCAGGUAAACUGAGACACAGUCUGAACAUAGAUGUCAACAAAUUGCUACCAGGUAUGGGGCAACUCCCCAAGAAGAAGGAGAGACCAAAAACUGAGUUUUUCGAUGAACCUGAUAAGGUGCUUCCAACGAAAUCAUUCAAACUGACCACUAGCCAAUCAGAAAUGUCCAUUGAAAAGGCUUCUGUGGAAAUUCUGAGCAGUGUUACCAAAGACCGACCCAGAAUCCAAGUGAAACGAAGACCGUCCAGCAAAAGAGGUAGAGAAAUUUUGAGAAAAUCCAUUGCGGAUUUCAAUGAAGAAUUCCAUCAAGCAAUGAAGGAAGAAACCGAUCAAGAUGUUUUGGAGAACACCAAGAGACUUUUUGGAUCGACUGAAGAAGCCAAAAAAAUUACAAAUGAAGAAAACAAACAACAACCAAAAGAAGAUACAAAGAAAAACAACAAGGAAGAAGGAGAGGAUGUGUUUGCCCAAACCAGCAAAAAAAUCGAGGAUAUAUUCAACAAAAAGUUUGAAGACGACAUUGGCAGCAAAAAAAUCGAAGAAACUAAAAACCAAGAAGAAAUAAUCGGCAAGAAACUCAGUAAAAACGAAGAAAGCAUAUUCGCGGAAGAUUCAGACGACUCCGAUCUUUUUUCCGCGAAAUCCACGUCGAAGAAAGUUACAAAACCAUCGGAAGAUUUCGAAGACCUAUUCGGCUCUAUGUCCAAAGAUGCGGAAGAAGAUGCAACGGUGAAAGAAGAAAAACCCUCGAAACUGAAGAAAGACGUUUUCGGGGGUUCCCUGGAGUCCGAAGAUGGCAAUUCCAAAAAUAGAGAAGAAAAGAAGAAAGACAUCUUCGACGACGAUGACGAUGAAGAUUUUUUCGUCGAAAAGAAGAAAACCCUGAAAAACGCCGGAAAAUCGAAAUCGAUUUUUGAUGAUGACGACGAUGAAGAUGACCUCUUUGGAACGUCAUCCACUAGAAGCAAAGGGUCUGCUACCAAUGAAAUAAAAAAAGUUAAAAAACCAGCAGUGAAAAAAUUGGAAAACAAAGAAGUUCUCGACGAUCCCCUAUCAAAAUUAUUAUAA
This is a messenger RNA of Brassicogethes aeneus, 2724 nucleotides long. Lineage: Eukaryota; Metazoa; Arthropoda; Insecta; Coleoptera; Nitidulidae. The record is from the annotation of a GenBank genome assembly.